GUGAAUUGAUUGUGUAGCGAUUUCUGAGUGUUUGAGUGGAUUGCAAAUCGCUGCAUCUCUUGCUGUUUAACACUUCUAUUAACUGUCUCUGAAAGGGAAAAUGACUGACGUUACUGAUCAGGGUGUGGGAGAGGUAGAAGUAGUAGCCAAGGAUGAAGGGAAACCUUCACCCUCUACUACUACUCCUCCUCUCACCCCUGCUCAACGACGCAAGAGGGAAAUUGAGGCAAAGCUGCGAGAGCAACAGGCGCUGCUCGCAGAGGCUGAGAGACAGGAGGCAGCUAAAUUGGAAGCUGCAACAGAUGCCUCCAGAGAGGAGUUUCUGCUGCAGAAAGCAGAGAAGGCUGUUGCAGAUGAGAGAGUGGCCCAGAUAACCAGGUACUUGGCUGAGUUGGUGAUCCUGCAGAACAAGAUCACCACCAGUCACUUUACUAAUUGGGAUGAUCGCAUUCAGUGUCUAGAGACCAGGAUGGAUGACCUGGCAGCUCAGCAGAACAAGAUUCUGGAUUCUAUUCAGAAUCUGACUGCUCAGCUGACAGCCGCCAACCUGAUCUCAGUUGCGCCACCCUCUCUUAAGCCCAAGCAGUCUUCCCCUCAUCCUUCACCUCCUCCCUCUCCUCAUAGUUCUCGUCAGUCAUCUCCCUCUACCUCCUCCCACUCUAAAGUCACACCUCCUCCCACUUAUGCUGUUGUUACUGCAGGGGAUCAGAGAGGACCCAAGAUCCCCGCACCCAGCAAGUUCAGGGGCGAUGACCCCAAAACUGAUGUUGGGGAUUGGGCUGCAGGAACCCGGGCCUAUCUGAAGGGUUUCGUGUGCCUUGAACAGCAGAAAGAGGCCACGAUUGUGGGACUGCUGGAGGGCCUAGCCCAGAAAUGGGCUGCGUCAAUAGCCAGCGGUCUGCAGCAAUCAUUGGAGGACUGGGCUUCAGAUUUGGGACUGGGGAAACUUCUGCAGGCCCUGGAGGAACGCUUUGCAGACAAGGAGAGAGCACGCAAGGCUGCUGACAAGAUCACACGUCUUGGGCAGCAGCGUUACAGCGGCACUCUGCAGUCCUUGUUUGCAAAGUUUGAGCAACUCACCUCCACCCCUCGUCUGGUCAUGUCUGAUGAUGAUCUACUAACCAACUUCUGCAGGGCUGUGCCUGAGAAGUUUUCUAUUGCAUUGUACAACGCAGGGCACAAAGACUGGAGAUCUUUCGGCCGCGCAGCACUGGAUAUGGAGUGGCUGAAAGCAGUCAACCCAAGGAUCGACUGGCAGAUCCCCAAGGUUGAGCUGCCUGACAGCAAGGGGGUGUAUCAGCCAUGCAUGAUUGCUGUUGAACACCACCCUAAGACUUCAUGCUUCUGCUUGAGAGCGAGGGAGUUCUAUGCUCUCUCCCGCCAGUAUGACCAUGAGCGUCUGUUUCUAGCUCUGGGCAAGCAGACAGACGCUCCCACAGUUUCCUGCCAUCCUGAGAUACAGCAGGUGGUUGACCAGUACGCCGAUCAGAUGAAGGAGCUCUUUGGACUACCCAACCGGCCAACCAAGCAUCACAUUGAGCUGCUGCCUGGAGCGGUUCCCCCUAAGGGCCGCGUCUACAGGAUGUCUCCUGUUGAGCUUGAGGAGCUCAGACGACAGCUUGAGACCCUGACCAGCAAGGGCUGGAUCAGACCCAGCACUUCUGAAUUCGGCGCACGAGUUCUCUUUGUACCCAAAGGGAAUUGUGAGUUCAGAAUGUGCAUCGAUUACAGGGGUCUCAACAAGAUCAUUAGGAAGAGUACUAAGCCACUUCCUAGGAUCGAUGACCUUCUGGAUAUGGUGCAGGGCUGCACAGUAUUCAGCAAAGUCGAUCUCAAAUCUGGCUAUCACCAGAUUGAGAUGGCAAAGGAGGAUGUCUACAAGACAACCUUCAAGACCAGGUAUGGUACUUACGAGUUCCUGGUCAUGCCAUUCGGACUUUGCAAUGCACCUGGCACGUUCCAAACAGAGAUGCACCGCAUCUUCAAGCCUUACCUGGAUAAGUUUAUGGUUGUCUACCUGGAUGAUAUCCUGGUAUUCAGCAAAACUACUAGGGAACAUGCGGAGCACUUGACUCUUGUCCUUCAGUCGUUACAAAACCACCAGUAUAAGAUUAACAGAGAGAAGUCCUUUUUUGGAGUCCCCUCUGUUAUUUAUCUGGGUCACGUAAUCUCUGGAGAUGGACUCGCUCCUGAAGAAGCCAAGAUAGCUGCUAUUCAGGAGUGGCCACAGCCUCAGACAGUGAGAGAUGUUCGGUCUUUCUUUGGUUUAGCCUCAUACUACAGGAAGUUUGUCAGGAACUUUUCUGCAGUGGCUGCACCCCUGACUAACCUCACAAAGAAAGACACUCCCUUUCUUUGGUCCCUUCACUGUCAGAUGACCUUUGCACGACUCAAACAGGCCUUGACUCGUGCCCCUGCAUUGAAGUUAUCUGACCCCACUUUGCCUUUUGUCCUGACUACUGACGCCAGUCAGUAUGGCAUUGGGGCAGUACUUCAACAGGAUGAUGGGAAUGGUCUACGGCCAGUAGAGUUCAUGAGUAAGAAGAUCAAGACUCAGAAGCUUCAGGACUCUACCUACGAGAAAGAGCUGUAUGCUCUUGUCAGUGCCUUAAAGCAUUGGAAGCACUUUCUCCUGGGAAGACAUUUCAAGAUCUUCUCUGAUCACUCCACUCUGCAGUGGAUGAAGUCCCAGGGAGAGUUGAAUGAUAAGCUGGCCCGUUACAUUCAAUUCAUUGACAUGUUUGACUUUGAACUGAAGCAUAAGAAGGGCUGCUACAACAAGGUAGCAGAUGCCCUCUCUCGUAGGCCUGACUCUUUUGCAUUGAUCUCCUCCACUCACUCCUUUGGAGAGGAGACUUGUCAGACCAUUGCUCGUCUACUGCCUCAGGACCCGACUUAUGGACCCAUAGUCAGGAAUCUGCAAGCAGAUCCCAACUCUGAACCAGGCUAUGUACUGAGUUCAGACUUGCUGUAUACCUACAGCAGAGGGGAGGAGCGCUUGUGCAUUCCUCAGGAUCAGCAGCUGAGGACACUGCUGAUGUCAGAGUGCCACGAUGCACGUAGACACUUUGGGUUCUUAAAGUCGUAUGCAGCCCUGUCGCAGCGCUUCUUCUGGAAGGAGAUGCAGAGUGAUAUGCUGCGCUAUGUGGAAACCUGUGAGCUCUGUCAGAGGAAUAAGGUUCAGCAUUUAGGCAAGACCACCCCUCGUGGCAUGCGUUUGGUUAUGGUCUGCGUGGACAGGUUCUCCAAAUACGCAGAGUUCAUCCCCUUGCCAGAGGUGGCUAGAGUUCCAGCUGUAAGAGCAGCCUUCUCUGAGAGGUGGGUCACUCACGAUGGACCGCCCACUUCUAAUGUUAGCGAUCGAGAUCCUAGAUUUUGCAGCGAUGAGUGGCAGUCCUACUGUAAGGACUAUUUGCACUCUCGAUUGGACAUGACUUCUGGUCGUCAUCCUGAAGCCAAUGGUCAGGCUGAAGUGAUGAACCAGAUAAUGGCUACUCACGACGAAGGCCACUCCGCUGGUGGCUCCUGUCCACUGGGGGAGCAACACCGUAGGGGAGGUCUCAGUGGGGAAGAACCAAGAGGUGCUCAACGCUUGUGGUGCGACUACAACAAGCGGAUCUGGUAUGUGGAUUGGGCCUGUCAGGACGCUUCCAAACCUUUGAAACCUCGAUGCGGGCCAGUCUUGUUCCUCGCCGGUCGCGGAAAUACGAUUCGUCUCGCAGGGUCCUUCCUCAAUUGGACUGAAGUCGGCGCUGACAUUCUUCGAAUUACUUUGCGGAAGCUUUACCGAAGCGAUGGGUCCGUCGACGAAGUAGGAGAGGGAUGCAAUGUCUCUGGGAAGAUGUUCGGGGGUUACGACCAGCGUGUGAUGGCUUUGCCCUUCUUUGUCCCAUUAGCGCCAGGCCACGACGAAGCCGUCCACGUGAAAGACCUCCUCGAGGUCUGGUCGCGUAGAGUCAGCCCUAGCGAUGGCAUGGACGUGGACCCUGGAACAUCGAUGAGAGGUCCUUUUGGGUUCGCGGGAGCAGACCCUGUGGGAGGCGAGCUCGGACUGCCACGUACGCCUCCUGAUCCGAAAAGGGUUGGAGGGGGGGACGAUAUGCCGAAAGACUCCUCGGCACAGCGAAGAACCGGUGAGUCUUCCGGGAAGAGGUCGAAGUCGGCGAAGGAGAAGAAAGGAGAUGAGGGCGAGACCGGGGAGGGGGACGAAGACGUGGAAGUAAACCUCAAUGUAUUUAACCUCGACAACGCCUUCUUCCUGGAGAUGAAGACGGGGGUGCAGAAGGACGUCGUGUUGCACAUCCAUCCCGAAAGAAUCUUGCAUAUUCCAGAUAGGGAAGAUGCGUACAACCACCGGUCCUUGGACGAGUUCCUCGUUGACACCAUCGCGGCGGCUAUGAUCGACUGCUACGAACGUCAAGACAUGAGAUAUACAAAGCCGACUUUCGUUCUGGCUCUGAUCGUCGUGCCACCGGAGAAGGACAAACCAGCUGUGCGUGUGCUGCCUCAAGACUUCAACGCGUCGCACCCCGAGAAGUACUGGUAUUAUCCUGUGUGUGGUCAGCAUAAUGCAAGGGCAGUGAUGAAGGUGAAAGACCAUGUGGUGUUCAAUUACUACACCUUCUAUGAAUGGCCAUGCAUACCAAUUUACUUCCCUGACGACGAGUUCGACGGCUACGCCCAUGUCAGCUGCGAAGACAACCUGAAAGACAAGAAGAAUCCACCGAGGUUGCAGAUUUUGUCCAUGCAGGACAUUCGUAAUAUCUGGAAAAUAAGGGGGAAACCGCAUGUCGUGCUCGACAAUGUGUCCAAGAAAAAGGAGGAGGUGCAUAGAUGGACUCAGUUCAUGGCCUUAGCAAUGAAGAAGACACCGUACACCCCUUUGUGGGGACUGUCAACGGAAGCAAAGAAGAAAAAGGACUGGGCCGAGAAACUUCAGUACUACCUUCCGCUGGCCAUGGCUGACGACUUGGUCUUCGAUUUGGCGGAGAAGUUCUACGAGGAAUGGUUGAAAAGAAAGCUUUUGGCUUCCGACAGCCAACGUUGGACCGAAAAGUCGCCGACCCACGAGGAGGUGGCCAAGCCUGGACUGUCGACUAUGACUGACAGCCAGGGACUGAAGAAACAUGUCUGGUACGUCAAGGUGGACGACCCGUCGUUGAGAAAAGGCAAGGGCAAGCCGAAGAAAGGUGGGGAGGAGAAAACUUACUACGUCCAAGUUCCCGAACCUGAUGUCCACUGCUGGAAGGAAUUGGCCGACUUGACGGACCGCGAGAAGAGGAGGUUGUUGAACGGCAUCUUGAACCUUAACGUCGUGUGGGUUCAAGGGAGUAACAAGAAGUUGGCCGAGCAGGGGAAGUUCAGUGUCAAGGAGAUGGUCGACAUAAUAAAAAUCGACCGGAUUAUGCUGAGGUUGUGGCACUACGUGGAGUUUGAGCACGAGGAAAUGGGAAAGGAGCAAUGGAAUGACGCGCUAAGAAAACUUGCACAUCAGUUACGCUCCCACACUUGCGUGCUCGACUUGAGCGGAACUGUGGAUCAGGCGCGUUGGGAUGCGGGAGCAUUCGCGUCUCUGAGUGAGUUCCUCGGCAUCGUUUGUCACGACUACUGGACAUUGGUGGUAUUCGUCCCGUGCCUGUGGAACCUCUCCUUCAUGGCAUCUUUGUCUGCGCUUCGGGCAACCCGAUGCUACACGGGGAAGUGGGUACGCAAGACACAAGUGAAGAAGACUCAUCAGUUUGGUAACAGCAUGUGGGAGAAGUCGAACGUAAUGCACAUCCUUUUCAAAGGUGAUGAUCCGUUGCUGCUGACUCAACCGGUGUACGAGGGAGCUGUUGCCGAAGAUGAUGCCGCCGCUCUUCGGAGGAAACAGAAAGUGACACCUAUGGAUGUCGUGGAGCACCCUUUCAAGUGUUUGUAUUUUGCCGAUAUUGGAAACCUCACCCAGCGGGGGACAAUGUACAAGGACUGGGAGAGGAAUCCUUUUCAGUUAUGCAGUCGUCUUCAUUUCUUCUGUGCUGCGGCGGAUGCGGUGCUGUUCCUGGGCAAGCCGCACGCUCAGGUGGUGUGGAAUCUGCUUCAGAGCGGAAGGCACGUCUUGGCGGUGGAGGGGGACUCGGCGCAACUGGAAUACACCGUGCAGUUUGUUGCCCAUGAAGUCACGUCCGAGGCUUACGAUUGUGAUUUCCACCAAGUCACCAUGGAGCCGGAAUAUGACCCGAAUAAGGACAUGUUCUUCAAGUUGACUCCGAAGAAAAGGCGCCAAGUCUACUCCUUUCUUUUCGGGAAUACACCGAAGUGGAGAGUAGACGAGGACUACGUGAGGCGAAAGGAAGUUUGCGUUGCUGGCCUCCAGGGCCACCACGGGGCGAGUGGGACCAACGCAGUGGACGUGCACGAUCCGGCCGACUUCACUUUGGACAAGUACAGGCUGGCAUUUGGCGAGGACGAUGACUUCAAUAUCGAGACCGAGAAGGAGGAGAGCGUUGAGGACGACCUCUUCGAUUUCGACGGCCAAUUAGCCAUCUUCAACGCCCAAGUCCUUUCCAAGUCGCCCUCUGUAUGCAAACCGCGGACACCGCUCAGUACACCCACCUCAGGCGGUCCCACACCUCUGUCCUCCGCAGGGUCUGUCAAGAGGGGUGGGUUAUCCCGUCUAACGAGUCCGCUGGGGGAGUCACUACGUAUCACACCGCUCCCCGGACGUCUACAACCCGGCCAACAAGUUCCUCCUGGCCAUCCGCAUCUGCUGCAUCCUACAAGGCCGUACCACUUGGGCGACAAGCACACCUUCUCAAAAGCCGAAGAUUGGGGCCAUGAUAUCGUGUGGCACCCUGACCAUUUCCAGCCAGUCCUCCUUAACAGUGAAUGGGCAGUGGCUGCGAGGAACGUCGCAGGCGGGUGGGAUUACGACGAUCGCUGGGACCUUGAUGUUUUCAAAGUUCGCGCUUACGAGGCAGUAGUGCAAAGAUUGGUUGAGGUCAAUGGGAAACACAAGGACGACCCUGCUCUCCGGUCAUACGCGGACACUUUGUUCGACUUUCUACAGACAAAUAAAUGGCUGGAAUGCUCCGCCCCGUUUUACAGCCUUCCGUCGAGCCCGUCUUUAAACAGCGUAAGUUGGCAGUUGCCUUCGAUCACGCCGAGGACUGAAGCUGUGAAGCGCAAGUCUCGCAGAAAAGACGACGAAGGGGAUGGUCAUGGUGGCGGUCGCCGCGGAUCCGGGGGGGGAAGUGAACCGCGCUCGUCGAAACGGCGGUCUCCGGAGCGCGAAGGCGGCGGAGAGGGAAGAAAGGGCAGCGGAGAGAAGAAAAAGCUCCACAGCGGAGAGAAAAGAAGGCCUCACAGCGGAGCGAAGAAAAAGCAUCACAGCGGAGACGGGCAGGGGUCCAACGUCGACGAGGAUGACGACGGUGCGACAUUGGCAGUAACAUGCAGCACCUCAAUCGAGACGGGAAAUGACUUCACGCCUGGGAAGUUUCCGCGGCCUGGCGAGCAGGACUCCGUAAUUAGCUCCACCUGUGCGACACAUAUUUCCGCCACAUGCCCUGCGAAGGUCCGGACACAAUUCGAGUCUUGUCUCGGAUUAAUCCGAUCCACGAAAACGACAUCAUUGUCCGGAACUCAGCGUCCCGUAGACAGCGAGACGACGACAUACCUUGGCUCCGACUGCGACAACCAGGAACCAUUCUCCGUUCCUCCGGAUGAGCAAACUCGGAUUAAUCCGAACCUGGAGGCCCUUUCCUUCAAGACAGGAAAAUCCGUCGACCCGAUAAGGAGUAAUCCGGAGCAGGAGGACGUGUCAACUACUACAGCCGAUUGGUGUAAGGAGACAGAGAUGUUGUGCACGGAAAACCCCAAUGAACUUCAGGGUGACCGUUCGUCAUUUGAAGUCGGAGGUCAAGACAAGGCCAUGAAGUCCCUUGAGAUUAUGACGUCUCCGAUCGUUGACGCCGACAUCUCAAACCUGUCAAGUUUCUCGGGAGGUCUGGAGCACGUCGUCGCGGCGUCGACGUGCACAGGGUUGCCAGUCAUGCUGGGACUACCGGCGGUGGACUUUGCUGACGUGGAACCUGAGCCUGGUCGACGGACUCCUGGAGAAACGCGCAUGUCGGAGGAGCAGGUUGCGCCCGCGAAGUUGUUUGUCUUGGUUGCUGGUGGCACUAGACGUGGCGAUGUCGCCUAUUCCUAUGAUGGGGACAAGAAGCCUCGAGGGCCACCCGUGCGGGUGGUCAUGCCCAUAGUAGGUCCUCGCGCGAAACUCGUUGCAGAGGCAGCGGGUGUCACUGAGAAGGACUGCAAGGCGAUCCUUCUCGAAGCAUGCAAGGAUAUAAAGAAGGACAAUGCUAGUUCAAGAUCAACUGUGUAUAGAAGAUCCAGAAGUAGGGGUGAUGUUAUGCGUGGAAUUUUUGGGCCGCAGAAUGGCAGAUCGUCGGACCCUGGUCCCUAGGGGGGCAUUUUCUCAUAGCCUCCGUCCUUUGUGCUUGCUGUGUGCUGUGGGUGUUUCUUGAACAGGGUUUCCUCGAGAUUGAAGAGCAGUCCUUGAAGACGUUAUCCGCUCUCGGUUGCCGCUCACUUUCUUCGCUGGGCGUUUGCCGUCACGCAAUUUACAGGUCUCGGUCAAGGACAUCGUCACACUCAUGGAUAAAUACGGGGAGCUCAACGAUGAGGUUGUCAAUUUCUACAUGGCGAUGAUACUGGACGAUUGCAGCAGGACUGCCUCUGCCACAAAGAC
Molecule: messenger RNA, 8734 nt
Organism: Chara braunii
Lineage: Eukaryota; Viridiplantae; Streptophyta; Charophyceae; Charales; Characeae
Source: the annotation of a GenBank genome assembly